UCCACAUUGCCACUCACUGGAGCCCAGGAGCGCCCGUUUAUGACCCUCUACAACAACACCGCUGGAGCAGCUUCUGUUGGCCACGAUUACCACAGCGAGGCAACAGAGACAAGUGAUGGAACGCCAGAGGACCUCGAACGGACGCCGACGUUCUACGAUCGCGCCGCUAGCAAUGAACACGAGGACUCCCUGUCGAAGUCUGGUCUGCACAACAGCCAGGAGACAUUUGGCACUGAUCCUCUACACACGUCCAGUGCGACUGCAAAAGCGGCCACAUUGCACCGACGAAUAGAACGCGAUGCGCAGAAACCGUGGCUGCCAGACGAUGAGGGCAGCGGCUUCAGCUCUGAAACAGAACUCGACGACGAAGACCUAUUCCUGCAGCAGCGCAGGGCUGCGCGCCGAGGGCGAAAGGAAGGGCGGACGCCAGGGCGACGCAAGAACGUGGAUUGGCUACAGUUACAAGGAGUAACGAGCCACCGCGUCGAACAGAAGUCUGACCACAGCCGCCCGCAGGCCGCUGGCAAGAACGAGCUGCCCAGCCCGGAGCAGGCUCCCCGGAAUGGCGACCCCACCAGGAGGCCGCAGCACACGGGCGCGGCCAAGAGGCGCCCCAAGAAGAGGCACCGCACGAAAGCGACCAAGCACGCCCCGAGCAGGCAGCUGCCUGACACAAAGCCUGUGAGCAGCAGCGGCAGCAGUAGCAGUGCGGGUCACGGCUCGCAGCAACACCACCGCCAGCAGCAGCAGCAACAACAACAACAACAACCAGAGCAGGGACAGCCCCUACAGACACACAGAACCGCGCCGGCCCAGCCUCCGCCGCGCAAGUUCGGCGGCGGCGACAUGUCCCUCGAGAGUCGCAUCCGGGCGCUGAAGAAGAUCGCGAGCGGGUCCCAGGAGGACGAGCUGACAGCGGCGCAUUCACCGGAGCUGCCUGCCUUCUACUCUGGCGACAGGUCGGACAGCGGCCUAGUUCCACCCCCGCCAAUGCCUGCUACGCCACCGCCCACGCCGCCGCCGCCUCCCUGUCGCAGCACGGCCGCCACGCCGGUCAGCGCAGCAGGCACCGCCCACAACCCGCCGCCCACUCAGAGCCGACACUUCGCGUACCACAGAGUAACCGAGGCGCAGUCCGUGGCCGCCGCCAGCCACCACCAGGAGGCGUUCGUCGCCGUGUCCAUGGUGGAGCUGCCUGGCAACCACUCGCGGAAUCACUCCAACAAAAACCAUGACCAGACACAGCAGCAGCAGCAGCACCAGCACGUCUCACCCGAGAACUUGAGCACGAGAACAGCGAGAUGGGAGACGCCAGACACGACCACGGCCGCCUCGUUCUUCCCUGUGGCGGUUCCGGACAGCGAUAUCAGCCUGACCAGCGACUACUGGGACAGCGGUGGCUUGGAAGCGCUGCCCACGUGGUUCCGUCUCAGACAUCGUGGCAGGAACCACUUCCGAAAGGGCGCUAUGGAGGCACUGAUGAACCGCCACCGGGAGGAGCAAUGGCUACGGAGACGCUUUGGACUGCCCCCGGAGAGUCCUCAUCAGCAGUUCGCAGGGUAGCCUGGUGACGUCACAGAAGUCUUUUCUGGUCGCCGCAUCGACGUUCCAGCACCAAAGGCGCGAGAGUACUGUUUACUGUCUGGGUGCAUGCUUCGUCUCGAGGACUAUUUGGAAAUUAGGGCCGCGGAUGUUACUAAGAGACUGGCAACGGCCUAAGUUCAAUAUUCUGUCGGCGUUGUCUUGUCAGGAAAUCAAAGACAAUAUUAUGUCUGUAUGUCAGUGAAACCGGACGAAUUUCUUAACUCGUCUGUUUCGAGCGCGCUUGACUGAGUAUCCACAGUCUCUAUAUGUUAUUUGUAACUGAAUAAGACAUAGUAAAUUCUAUUCCUAAUUUAACAUAACGGAUUAUUUGCUAUUACAUGCACAUCUUGGAGACAGGAAGUGCUUGUGAACUUGGAGAAUGGUACAUAAAUCACUCAUUAUAACCAGUUUUUGUAUAUUUGUUACUCGAAUUUUGAUGUACCAAAGUGAUGUGGCCCAGUAGUUUGAUCACAUGAAUGAUGUACUCGGAAUAUUUCGAUCUUAAAACUCAAGAUCUUGGAGAGCUAUAUUAGACCAACACCUACAUUCUGCAAAACACUGUGAAAUGCAUGCGAGUAUUAAUUUAAUAUGUUUCCUUCUGUUCCACUUACGGACAGGUGGUGGGGAAAACGCGCAACAACCUGAGUGUCUAAUUUUAUUUUUAUAAUCUUCGCGAAAGUGGUAUGUAAGAACACAAGACUAUUUAUAAAUACGACCACGAAAAUGGAUUGCGACUAUUUUCUACCAAGAUUUGUGCUGGAAAAUGACUACCACAGAUCUCUUGAAUCAUUUAUCUCGCAAUACUGUUUGUACGAAAUUAUUUUUAAUAAACCAGAAGUGCACUGUUCCUGCUGUAAAGAGAGCAGAAAUAUACGGCUUCUUAGAUUAGCAACCGUUCGGAAGAAACUGCAUUGUGAGUGGAGCGAUUUGGGAAUUCUCACAUAGUCAUCCCAUGGGGAAACAAUAACGCUGCCAUUUAUACUGUGGUGUCAAAACCAUCUAUGUUCAUAAAUGGAAUGCCAACGUAGCAAGUUAAAAUAUGAGAUACAGCAAGUCUAUCAUAGGCGUGAAAUUGUGAUUGUGUACCAAUGUAAUAGUAAAGUGUCCAUAAUCUGGAUCCCUUGAUCUCUUCAGAAACCAUUUCACUCCUAGGUUUGCGGUUGAGUUUCUCCCUUAGUACACAGGUUUUAGGAUGUACUAAUACCAAAGUCAUACUCAGUCUAGUGUCACUGGAUGAAAAGUCGAGAUGAGACGAAACACUCUGAUGCAGAACGAGGCAAACAAAACGAAUCUUAUGACUCAAACACCACUCACUGCAUGAAAAUUAAUCGCACAAAGCGUUUUCUUAAAAAGGACACAAUAGCAACAGGAUGCGCAUCACAAAACCCCUAUGCGAAAAUAUAGAUAUCUCUUAUCUGUUUUUCAUUUCGUUCAACGGAAUACUGAAAAAAGAGAAAUUACACACAUUAUUUCACUGAUUUCAUACGACUAUUACCAGAUACUGACCAUUAAAGUAUCAUUCACUACUAGUAACACAUCCCCCUUUCCUCAGUACAUCUGCUUUCCUAAAGUACCAGCGAAAACCAAGUAUUGUUUUCUAACAAACGUACGAAGCAAUCGAGCUAGUUUCCACAAGCUUACGGUAAUAAAAGUACACGGUGUCACAAUUUUUGUAUUCAGCGAAAGAAUCUGAACACAUUGACGUUACGGAGCGUGAUAAUAUUUGUUGAAUUCCCUGCAUUCUCAGAAAUUCCAGUUGUUACCUCGGAGACCUAGUAUCUGCGCGCUUUAGACCACAGUUACGAUCGUAACAAGUUUCAACGAUAUUAACGAUAUCAGAGACACAAAUAUUUAUUGUUUCCAUUUAAAAGCUCGUCAUUGCAUACACAAGCUAAUUUGAAUAUAACCCACAUUAUCAGUAUAUUUCCUUUCAAAUUACGACCAAUGAAUAAACUGUGUAUAAAAUAAUUUGAAGAUAUUUGAGAGCAUCGAAAGAAACUAAAACGAUAUGGAGCUGAGAAAAAUUUCUGUUACUUACCCUUCUGUUGGUCCUGUACAGCAAACAUAAAUAUGAGGCGAAACUAAAUUGCAACUUCAUUGUUAAAUACAAGAAAACGAUGGAGAAUUAGAGUGAAGAAACCAAUAAAUGAUUUCCCUCUAGUCUUCCUCAUUUAUUCUAAACUGUACUCAGUUUCAACCUGAAAAUCUCCACUGUGAAGCGAAUGUGGCCUCAUAAAUGGACUAGGUGUUAUAUGUGUACUGUUAACUACAGUUGUACGGCUAAUAGAAACAGAUAAAAGUAGGAAAAGUGAAAAAAGAACGACUUUCCAAUGUCUAAGAACGGUGCGCAAAAUGGUAGGAGACAGAGAUUGUGAUAAUGUUUGCGAUACGUUUUCAGCUAAUAUUUCUCGAAGAAAAUAUAUUAAGAUCUCAAGCUAUACUUUUUAUAAGACUAAAUCCGAAACUAACUGAUCAAAAAAUUCUGAAUAUCGGUUUAUGUCCGUACUUUCACAAUAGUGAUCUAUUUGCCAUAUUGGAAAAGAAAAGAAAGUAGCUGUCAGUCAUUUUAAUCCUAUUUCAUCGAAGAACUAAAAUUGUGUGAAGACCUGUCUCCAUAAGUGUGUGGCCACAAAUUUCUUUCCCACUGAUUUGCCGUGAUACAUAUGUAACAAUUGAAAAAAAUGUUGUAAUAUUCGUAUUAUAAGCGAUUUCAUGUGAGAAAGUAUCAUGUGAUCCUAUUAGCCUUUGUACUAGGCAACUUGAAGGAGCAGCGAGAUUGAGCAGGUAGCAAUUAUUUCGGACUGAUCAAUUAUUCUUCUGAAGUCCACUCAAAUUUUCAAAUUUUUUGAACAGACACACCCAGUGCCUACUGAGUAUAAUAAAGUGAAUAUCAUAUGUUUGUGAAUUCUGAUUUACUUGAAAUAAUGUAACUGUGUAAGACGCAAU
Molecule: messenger RNA, 4530 nt
Organism: Schistocerca americana (American grasshopper)
Lineage: Eukaryota; Metazoa; Arthropoda; Insecta; Orthoptera; Acrididae
Product: serine/arginine repetitive matrix protein 1-like
Exons: 10
Coding region: 40-1563 (507 amino acids)
Source: RefSeq, a predicted model, not a curated record